AUGGAGAAGAAUAAAAAUUUCUAAACUUUAAAAAGCAUCGAUAUAAGAAAACUCAAAUCAGUCGAAGAAAUGGACAAAGCGAUGAUGAUGAGAUUCAAUGAGUUGAAAAGUCAACCAUACUAUAAGAAUUUGGAGCAGUUCUAUGACACGGAGCUAGAAGCUGGAAGAAAUAUGUUUAACAAUGGAAUAGCCUGGGGAGCGUUUAAUGAAAAUGGAGAGGUACUUGCGUUAUUUUUAGCAUUUGACCUUACUUUCGAGCCUUAUACGACCUCAAAGAAAUUAUUAAGAGCAACUGAGAAAUUGAAAAGAAUGAGAGAACAUUCAAGAAAAUUCCUUAAUUCUAAACCAGGUGAAUAUUGCUAUGUGGGAUAUGCAGUGGCAAGAAGAGAUUAUAGAAGAAUAAAUUUGCUAACAAAGAUAGGACUUUUAUUAAAAGAUGACCUUCUUCAAAACUAUGGCUUUAAGGGUGCAGUUGCGAUUUCAGUUUCAAGAGAAGGCUUUUUAGGGUCGAGAAAUUACGGAUUUAAAGCAUUGAAAUAUUUUGGACCUUGGGGAGAGGAUGAUAAAAAUGAAUACUAUCUAGGAGGAGAAAUCAAAGAAGGUAUGAUGUUCCAAGUAUUGAUCAUUUAUAAUUUUGAGAAGGAAAAUGAUUCAAUCCGUAAAGCUAAGUUGUGA
Molecule: messenger RNA, 675 nt
Organism: Stylonychia lemnae
Lineage: Eukaryota; Ciliophora; Spirotrichea; Sporadotrichida; Oxytrichidae
Source: the annotation of a GenBank genome assembly